AAUAAAUCCUUUAUUUUCCAAAAAGAAAAAAAAAACUGAGAUUCAGACUGGCUUCUUCCAUGUUUCACUUUUUUGCUUUCUUGAUCAAUUAAGGAGCAUUAUCGAUCAUUUACAGCGAAACAUAUGAACAGCUAAUGAUGGAUGGCAGCAAAGGGCCUUCUCAUUAUGUAAGGAUUGGGAAGGAAAAAGAUCCUGUUGAAGAUAUCACCCCCGGUGAACUCAAUCAACCUGUCAAUGUUCCUCAGUUAAUAGUCCACAGAUGCGGUGAAUGUGGACAACCCUUACCUGAAUCCUACGAGCCACCUUCAGAUGAAGACUGGACCACUGGUAUUUUCGGCUGUCUUGAAGACACUCAGAGCUGUAAGAUGGGUAUGUUUUGUCCAUGCAUAUUGUUUGGACAAAACGUAGAAACGGUGAAAGAAGAUGUGAUGUGGAACGAUGCAUGCAUGUGCCAUGCAAUAUGUGUAGAAGGAGGGAUGGUGGUUGCAGGUGCCACCAUGUUCUUCCAUGGCAUUGUCGACCUUAAAACUUCCUUCCUCAUCUGUGAGACCCUUCUUUUUGCUUGGUGGUUAUGUGGGAUUUAUAAUGGCUUGUUUCGUCAAUCACUACAAAAGAAGUAUCAUCUCAAGAACUCGCCAUGCGAUCCAUGCUUGGUUCACUGCUGCUUACACUGGUGUGCAAUGUGUCAAGAAUACCGAGAGAUGCAGAACCGUAUAAGCGAUAACAGUGAAGUGCAAAGCACCAUUGUUAAGCCUCCUCCACUCCAAGAAAUGAACACUGUUAGUGCUGCUACUACUAAUGAUGAUGGUGAUCCAAAAAAAGAGGCUCAGUCAACUGCUUCAUCUUCUUCUCCAUCUGCAAAGGAUAAACAAAUUACAAAGUUGGAGAUACAACCAGUAUAGUAGGAUUUUCUGACCAAGACAUGGAUUUUCUUUUUUCUUUUUAGAAAAAGACUACUACUCACUCUUAUAAUAUUCUAAAUAAAAAAAUAGGAUAAACUAUGUUGAU
Gossypium raimondii (Peruvian cotton) is the source of this 1008-nucleotide messenger RNA. RefSeq names its product cell number regulator 6. The record is from RefSeq and is a predicted model, not a curated record. NCBI's taxonomy places the organism in Eukaryota, Viridiplantae, Streptophyta, Magnoliopsida, Malvales, Malvaceae. The coding region runs from base 135 to 902 and encodes 255 amino acids. The transcript has 5 exons.